AUGCAGGAGCACGAAGCAGCAUUAACGACUCCGCCAGCUGGGCUCCCUGCGGAGCGGUUGAACCGAGAACACCACGGAUUGAGGAUUGUAGAAACGAAGCCCAAAGCAAACAUACAACUGGGAUGGGAGGUGGCUGAAGACGCGAUAUCGACCCGUAGAGGGCUAAGGAUGUACAAGCCGGAAGAGACCGCAGACAAGGAUGCGCUAUACCGCCAAAUGACGGGCGGACUUGACCCACUCCUGAAGUACAACAGAAAGAAGCAGCCGGACAUCCCUGAGAAGACAAGGCAGCGACUAUACGGCAUUCCCGGGAGAAACAUAUUCAACUACGACGUUGAAAUACGCAAGGAAUGUAAAACCCCUGCUCCCAACCUUGAUCAAUGCAUGAUCCCUAAGGAGGACGCGAAAGUUAUGGACACCAAUAUUCCCCGUAUGAGCAUUGCGAUGCGAAGUUCCUUGGAGGAGUCGCUGCUGCCAAAGGAGCAAUGCAUCCUCCGACAAAACAGCAAGCAGGUGUCCAGCAAGACCUACGAAUCACAUAUAGAGCCUGGGUACGUCACCACCGAGCCACCCAUCAAGACGGCACGCUUGUCACCAUUCAGGUACACCACCAAUCUAGAAGCGGGGCUGGUGCCAGCGUCGGAUGAGCCCUGGAGGGCCCGGCGCCAUUUCAGCGAAGCGAACACCCAUUGCUACGACUGUACGUCCCCUGACCAAAAUCAACAUUAG
This is a messenger RNA of Babesia bigemina, 729 nucleotides long. RefSeq lists its product as hypothetical. Lineage: Eukaryota; Apicomplexa; Aconoidasida; Piroplasmida; Babesiidae. The transcript has 7 exons. The record is from RefSeq and is a predicted model, not a curated record. The coding region runs from base 1 to 729 and encodes 242 amino acids.